Molecule: messenger RNA, 2400 nt
Organism: Gasterosteus aculeatus aculeatus (three-spined stickleback)
Lineage: Eukaryota; Metazoa; Chordata; Actinopteri; Perciformes; Gasterosteidae
Gene: dtx3lb.2
Product: deltex E3 ubiquitin ligase 3L b, tandem duplicate 2
Biological process (GO): Notch signaling pathway; protein ubiquitination
Molecular function (GO): metal ion binding
Source: RefSeq, a predicted model, not a curated record
GAAGAAGACUCAAAAUGGCAUGCAGUAACCAAGAUGAGCCCAUGGAGGUUACUGACGCAUGCCAGCAGCCUCAUGACAAGUUGGCUGAGUGUUGCUACUUUCUCAAUGAGGAAAGACACUGCAGAAUCAGCGGCGGCUUUGCGCAUGCGCGCGGUGAUUUCAGUCCGGACGUGACGUACGUCUCCUCUGGGCUCUGACUGCAGUCACUGCGUCACGUCAGACGCCACAAAAGUCUCCAAUAAUACCAGAACAAAGAAGAAGGUCAAGUUUUUCUCUCAGUCAAGUGGUCAGAGGGUUUUCCCCGGCAGAAAUAUAAAGUUGAACUGGAGAAGAUGCUUCAGAGUUGGGCCAACAAUCACAACAACAAAUACUCUGGAGACUGCAAUGUGUUGAAUAUCUUAGAAGACAGGAUUGCAGUUAUAAGUCUUCAACCUGCUCCAGCGCUGAGUGAGCUUCAGAAACUAAGUGGACAACAACUGGUGGCAAAAGAUGGAAAAAUGGUCACAAUAUCGGCUAUUUCUUUGACACCGUUUGAGAAACAAGCACCAGAGGAAGCUUCAGGAAAGGUCCCUCCUUCAUCCGUGUCAGAGCAUCAUGAUGAGGAAGAGCAACCUUCGGUGCAGCAUAGAGCAGACCCUACAGAAGGAGAGGAGUGCACUUGUCCUGUCCCAGUGAACGAUUUCUGCUACGUGACCCACAUCCACAAGAAGGAAAUGGAACGUAUUGCGAAAGAGAAUGGAGUUACUAUCACGGCAGAAGUGCUUGUGACGUUUAAAGAAGGAUCGAUGAAUGGAGGCCCUCAAAAAGCUCUCUCUGAGUUCACAACCCUUGUCCAAUCUUGUGAAUCAAAUGGCUCAAUUAUUCCUCUCAAAGAAGUGAAUUCAGACUGGAAGGACACAAUAAAAAUCCAGAGAAUGGAAAACAAGCUUCUGCUUACCGUAUCGCCUGAAGAGAUGACCAUAUUUGGGCCAAGUCAAAGUCAAGAAGCCUUCAGAAAGUCUUUAACCCCAAACACAAACACCAGACCCUGGUUGGGAGAGUCUCCAGUGCUGUCUCAAGACACUUCCCUGAACAAUGGCAUGAGCACCCCAGACCCGCUUGUCAUUGAUGGCCUGACCAUGGAGGAGAGCUACUGGAAACUGAUAACCAUUUCCUUCAGCAAUAAAUUGGCUGAUAUCAAAACUAAGUUCGGUGUGGACUUUAAAGAAUCGUUUACCCAACCGGGCAAAGUCAAAGUCAAAACUUGCUACUACAAAAAAUCUGGAGGAAACAUGUCAAUGGAGAGCCACGCUGUCAGGGCUCUUCUUCAUCUGUACCAGAAGACUGCAACAUCACCUAUGAACUAUGCCCGACAACCGGGUGCCAUUGGACGGACUGACUCUGAGUCGGACGAAGCCUCCGGUGGACGUGGGUUCAAUGGACAGUCGGGAUACAACACUGAAGCACCCGCAGAAGGCGGAGCAACAGCAGGCAACUCAGCAGAAGACAAAGAGUGUCCUAUAUGCAAAGAUACAUUUAAUAAUAAGAAGCAGCUCAGGUGUAAACAUGAAUUUUGUAAAGAAUGCCUGGAUAGAUCAACCAUGAGCAUGGGACCCAUCUGUCCGGUUUGCAAAGACGUCUUCGGUCUGAUGGAGGGAAUGCAGCCACCAGGGAAUAUGACGUGGACUUCAUGUCCCGAUAACGUCCCUGGAUUCAAAAACUGUGGCAGUAUAAUCAUCCACUAUAAUAUAUUCGGUGGAGUACAGACGAAGAAGCAUUCAAAUCCUGGGAAGCGUUUUGAAGGUAUUCAAAGAACCGCAUAUCUGCCAAAUAACCAAGAGGGCAAAGAAGUGCUGCACCUGUUAAAGAAAGCGUUUGACCAGAAGCUCAUUUUCACUAUUGGGACGUCCGUAACGACUGGGAUGGACAAUCAAGUGACCUGGAACGAUAUUCACCACAAAACCUCUAUUACUGGGGGACCAGAGAGGUUUGGGUACCCUGAUCCUGGCUACCUGAGCAGAGUCAAAGAGGAACUGAAGGCCAAAGGCAUCAAGUGACGACUUCCAGGGAAAGUAAAGGAGAGAUGUUUUCAUACAAAAAAAAAAAUGUAUAUGAUCAUGUAGAACAAGCAAUUACUGUAAUGCACAUAUUAUUGAAUUUGUUUCUGUCUCUUAAUUUUUCAUAUGAUCAGUAUGGGUGGCUUUGAGGUGUGUCAGACAGCAUUUGCAUCUGAAAAGUUUAUCGUUUAGUAGAAUGUAUUACCUUCCCUUAUGAAACCUAACUUUCUUUAAUGAAGGAUUUCUCAUUAUUUAGUUGAUCGAUAAUAUAUAACAGAACAAGAUGACAUUUGAUUAUAUAAAUUUAACUUUAUGACUACAGUACGCGAUCUGAUUUACAAUUUGCAAUAAAUGAUUAAACCAA